Messenger RNA from Falco peregrinus (peregrine falcon), 3729 nucleotides. It is a transcript of the gene GJD4, whose product is annotated as gap junction protein delta 4. Lineage: Eukaryota; Metazoa; Chordata; Aves; Falconiformes; Falconidae. Gene Ontology annotation, cellular component: connexin complex. Bases 93 to 1337 code for a protein of 414 amino acids. The record is from RefSeq and is a predicted model, not a curated record. Gene Ontology annotation, biological process: cell communication. The transcript is spliced from 2 exons.
UUUUUUUCUUCCCUGUCUAGGUCUGAUCUCCUUUGGAAAUGCCAAACUCAUUAGGACGUCAGGAGCUGGAAGUGUUCUGAGCCGGUUCAAACAUGGAGCGCUGGGACUCACUGGGAUUUUUGGUUGUCACGCUGAACUAUAAUGUGACUAUUGUUGGAAAGAUCUGGCUAAUGUUAAUAAUUCUGCUGCGAAUGGCAGUGGUAGUGUUAGCAGGCUACCCACUCUACCAAGAUGAGCAGGAGCGCUUCAUCUGCAACACCCUGCAACCAGGAUGCUCCAACGUUUGCUAUGACUUGUUCUCUCCUGUAUCUCACUUUAGAUUCUGGCUCAUUCAGACUGUGUCCAUCCUGCUACCUUAUGCUGCAUUCAGCAUUUAUGUUUUGCACAAGGUAGCUAUGUACAUUGUAAGAAUGCACUGUUUGGUACAUGGAUGCAAAGGGAAUAAGGGUUUAUCAAGCCCCAAAGACCUGAAGGAGCUCUGUAGAAGUACCCUUGUCAGUAGAUUAGAUUGUGGUGCAGACAACCUAAGUGUCCUUAAUUUUUCUGGGGCGUAUACUAUUCAUCUCUUUAUUAGGACGCUACUUGAGGCUGCCUUUGCAGCUGUGCAGUAUUUUCUUUUUGGAUUUUUUGUUCCUGAGCGCUUUUCCUGCUACCACUCACCUUGUACAAGCACAGUUGAUUGUUACAUCUCCCGGCCCACCGAGAAAUCCAUCAUGAUGAUUUUCAUCUGGGGAGUCAGCAGUCUAUCCUUUCUGCUUAGCCUAGCUGAUCUUGUCUGUGCUCUCCGGAGAAGGACAGAAAGAAACCAAAAGAACAAGCUGCUGGCAAACCUCCAUGUAGAGAAUGAAUGCAUUUUAAAUCUUUCCCCUGUACAGCAUGGUAGUUCUUCACCUCAAAAUCAAGACUGUCCAGUAUCAAAUAGCAGCCAGACCAGUGAUGGCUCCUGCUCACUUCUCUCUGAGGAGGAAGGAGAGGUGGCUGUUCUUCAUCCUGAAGUGGUCUCUCAGCAAACUGCCAGCACUAACCUCAACAGCAAUAGCAACAAGCCCUGUAUAGCAGGAGAUCUUGCUGCUAAGCAAGAUAGCACUGAAGAACCUUCCUGUACUGGUGACCAUCAAGGAGCUACGUGCGGGCAAGUCAGACCCAGUCUUCAGCAAGACUUCAUUAAAGAUACUGCCCUGAGACCUCAGAUCAAGUCUCACCUUAGAGGUUCUUCCUCUGUAGUUCAGAGCAAGCUUUUAGGAUACUACCCUUCAGCUGAGCUAAAAACCCUUGAUGCACAAUCAAAUUAUAGCAGUACUAGUUGCUUGAGGUCAAAAAAGUCAGAAUGGGUAUAGAGCCCUGAGUGAACACUACCCUAUGACCCUGGCAGAACAAAUCAUUUCAUCACUGAGGAGGUUUCAUGUAGUUCCAGCUGGAUCCCUCAGCUGUGGUUAUACUGCAAGGACACUCUACUAUGCUGUGUUCCCCCAUGGACAAGGAAGUGCAAACCAUGGAUAAGAGUUUGAAAGAUAUUAUAUAUUAUGUUUUUCUGAGUGCAAGUGACUUAAAUAAGCUGUGGACUGUCACUGAGGUGACUGACCUGGCUUUCCAGGAGUAUGUGUGAACAUUUGUUUACCCUAACCUAGUUUUAUUCAGAGGGUCGCAAGAACUGCUAUUUGUAGAUACUGCUUACCUACGUAGCACCUACAAUGCUGUUUAGACACAGCACAGAUCUAGUCUUGCUCUUAGUCUGCCAUGUAGCAAGUUUCUGUAAUGACUUAAUGUCUGGCUCUUCUGUGCAGAACAUCAAGGGACAACAGCUUUCACGUUCUUCCUUUUCUCUCCUAUGGGUGCAGAAGUCUUUAAGACAGUUUGGCUCAUAACAUCUGUGUAUCAUUUCUCACAUAUGCAAGGUAAAGACUACUACUUAAUCAUCCCUCAUCUUCUGCAUCCCCUCAGAAAUUAUGUAGCUUAAUAGAUGGAUGCAACAGAACUGCUCUUUGUGUCGGGAAGCAGAAUUUACUUCUGCCACCAAAGUACUUUGGGAUCCUGAGGUAUGCUACAGAGGUUUUUAAUUACUACCAUCUAAGUAAAAUGUUCCUCUCUAUUAGCUGUGUUUGUUUCUUUUAUCAUACAUGCUUGUUGUAUGAUUUGUCAUUUCCAGGGUAGGAAAUUAAAUUUUAAACUUAUCACAGGCAGAAAAAAACAUUAAAUAUUUAAACCUCUCAUCCUCCAAAGCCUCCUUAACGGGGCCUGGGCUGAUUACACAUACCAUGACAAAACAUUGCAACAAUGAAACCUUUUAUGAUUCAUUGCGUCUUCUCAGCUGUGAGAAGGAAUGCAAGGAACAAAUGUGGAUUCAGUCUAUCGCAUACAUCCCCCAGCGUGAGAUAUAAAUAGGGUAGGAUAAAUAAUAAAUGUGUUAUGGCUGGAUACAGUUUGCUUUUUUGUGCCUCUAGUUAGGCAUCUUAUAAUGACUGAGUAGUCUCAUUCCAAAUCAGAAAGAUCCUGUUUGUGUUUGAAAUGGGAAGUGAAAUUAAUUAACUUCUUUAUUCUAUUUGCAGUUUCUUCUUGUGAGAUUGUGGCCUUUGGUUUGUGUCCCUCAGCUGCAAACUUUGCUGCUUUUAGGACUUGUGGACCCUUUGACUCAUAAUUCAGAGUCAGUGUAAUAAACACUUAAUGUGUUUAUAAAAACUGUAUAUUAAAAGAGCAGGAUUUGUAUAGGCUUUUCACUGGGGAGUGAAUAGAAACUUCUGGCAUCAACAACCUGCUCCUAAGGGAAUGUCUCUGAGCCUCUUCUAACAAUUAUAUCCAAGUCACAUUCAUUAAUUACAAACACAUGGUUUUACAAACUGGGUGGAUCUACUAGGAGGGGAAGAUGAAAGGAAGAUGUGCAAAUGUGUUUGAACUAUUCUGGGUUUCCACAGUGAUCAUUGGUAGGGGCAUCCACAGUGGGGAGGAGAAAAUGGAAAAGAAGAUCUGUUUGAAAGAACAAAAAGGAUCACCUCUAAUUUGUCCUUAUAUUCAAUAUCACUGAACGUUAAGGUACUGUGAAGAUAUCUAGAUGUCCUAGAAAGAGUGAGUGAAAGAAGUAAUAGACGUGGAGCAAGGAAGCAGCAUGAUUUUCUGCUGUUUAAGCAAACAUUUAAUCUUUUAAAUUUGUGAAUUGGUUUUGUAAGUCCUUCCAGAACAUAUUUCAUACUCAGGAAAAUGUUACAAUGUUAUGUUUGCCAGUGCAUCUUUCUAUCAUUUCUUAACCCAUCUACUUCAGAAAAGCAUCUUGGAAGAAGGGCUGAAAACACAAUACUCCUAAUACUGCCCUCAGGGAGCUUUGUCAUGCCUUCAGACAAGUCUGCCAUAGCUGCAGGUACCACUUGCACUCUGAGGUGGGUUUAUGGAAUGAUACAUAGGAUACAUAUACUGCUCAUCUAGUGUCGUGUGGUACUGAACAUGAGACUACACAGAAAGGAAUUGAGCUCCCUGGCAACAAGAGUUGGAACUGAGUAGGAAAUCUGUGAUAAAAUAGCUUUCACAUGGGAAAUAAAAUUUCUGUUGGAAAAUUAUAAAUUGCCUAAAAAAAUGUUUUUUCUUAGUAUCUUCAACUACAUCAUAGGACUUCUUUUGCUAAACAGGUAUCUAUUGGGCUGCUGGUGACCUGGAAUUUCCAUGCUUUCCAUGCAGCAAAAUCAAGUAUCACUGGGAGUUUCUGCAGUAUCAGCAUGAUUUAAAGAAAAAAAAAAUAUCCAU